AAGUGGCUUUGUCGGGACGGUGUCGUGACUCGUGGUUCACCGAACGCCAGUACCCACGCUUGCCUUCCUGGGCGGGUGUAAGAUCAACGCGCGAUGCUGCAGCGUGAUGAGCGGCGCAGCAGCAAUGGGAGGCCGCCUUGCUCGCGCGUUCGGUGUGAUUUGAUUUGCGAUUGAUGAUCUCCUGCAAUGUCUGCCAAGAAGGGCAGUCAGAGGUGGGGUUUUCUGCAGCGCCGGGAGCGCUUUCCACGGCUGGCCCUGGCGUGGUCCGAACCUUGUUGCUCCGGCACGGGACAUUUUUGCUUCGAGUACCGCCCGUCUGCCGUCGAGGUGCGGUGGUACUGUACCACAAGACGACACGCGUGGCAGUCCAGAGAGGAAGUUGCAGCAGCCAGACUCGGGGUGUUGGGCUUGGCCAGAGGGUCGGAUGUGGCCUGGGCCGGUGGAAGAAUGCAAAAAGUACUUACAUCACGAGCCUUGGUUCGGAAGGAUCAGAGUCGAUGUUCUGGACAGCGCUUCAUACGGCUGGAACGGACGAUGGCGCAAUGCAAAUACGGGCGGUGAGGCACACAUUUUAUGUCGCUUGGACACUCGAUUUAAACAUGCUAGUCUCGGCCAAGGCGCGAGCCGAAGAGGGACGGUCAGAGCCCUAAACCUAUCCGUCCCAUGCUGCGCACGCAUGCACGCGUGCAGACGUGCAUUUUCAACUCGUCAUUUUUCCCGGACAUUGAUGGGGACGACGAAAUGGUGGACCGCUCGACAAUAUGCAGCCACGGGGUGUCGAAGGCAGCGUGGCGCAUGCACUCUCACGCGUGACACGUUCGAAAUCGGACGCUGCGUUGUCGUCUGCUGACCUGGUCUACGAUCUAUGCCCAAUCCAUGACAUCUCGGCUCA
Molecule: messenger RNA, 892 nt
Organism: Neohortaea acidophila
Lineage: Eukaryota; Fungi; Ascomycota; Dothideomycetes; Mycosphaerellales; Teratosphaeriaceae
Exons: 1
Coding region: 174-650 (158 amino acids)
Source: RefSeq, a predicted model, not a curated record